AGUUUAAAGCCGGUCCCUCUGAAGUAAGUGCUCUCUGCUUUGGUUGAAUCAAAAAUGUCCAGUAAUUACAGACUACUGGUGAAGAACGCCCAACAGGUGGUUCUGAUCUGCAACAAAGGAGAGAAGUUCAUCACCAAACAUGGGAUGCAAAAUCUUUGUGUGAUUGAAAACGGCAGCGUAGUGAUCGGGAGUGACGGGCUGAUUAAAGCUGUGGGUCCUGCAGAAACCAUCAGAGCUCAGUAUUUAGAAUCGUCCUUUGAUAAAGUGAUCGAUGCUACAGGGAUGUGCGUCCUGCCUGGGUUGGUCGACGCCCACACACAUCCAGUCUGGGCUGGUGACAGAGUGCAUGAAUUUGCAAUGAAGCUGGCAGGUGCCUCCUACAUGGACGUGCACCGGGCCGGCGGAGGGAUCCACUUCACCGUGGAGCACACCCGAGCCGCCGGGUCCUCGGAGCUGCUGGCCUCCCUCAGCAGCAGGCUGACCCGGAUGCAGCGAGCCGGUACGACCCUGGUGGAGUGUAAGAGCGGAUACGGCCUGGAGCUGCAGACCGAGCUCAAGAUGCUGGAGGUGAUCGAGGAGGCCGGACGGAGGCUGCCCAUCAACAUCUCCUCCACCUACUGCGGAGCCCACGCAGUGCCAAAAGGGAAAACAGUCGCAGAAGCCACGACGGACAUCCUGCAGGUUCAGCUGCCGAAGCUGAAGGAGCGGAUGUCUGCUGGGACUCUGAGUGUGGACAACAUCGACGUGUUCUGUGAGCGAGGAGUGUUCGACCUCGGCUCUACUCGCUCCAUCCUGCAGGCCGGCAAAGACAUGGGCCUCAACAUCAACUUCCACGGAGACGAGCUCCAUCCCAUGAACUCUGCUCAGUUGGGUGCAGAGCUCGGAGCCUUGGCCAUCAGUCACCUGGAAGAGGUCACUGAUGAGGGGAUCGCUGCCAUGGCAACAGCAAGAACCGCGGCCGUCCUUCUUCCGACCACAGCCUACAUCCUACGGCUGCCUCAGCCUCGAGCCAGAGACAUGCUUGAUGCUGGAGUUAUUGUCGCCCUCGGCAGCGACUUCAACCCCAACGCCUACUGCUGCUCCAUGCCGAUCGUCAUGCACCUGGCCUGUGUGAACAUGAGGAUGUCCAUGCCUGAGGCUUUGGCUGCGGCCACCAUCAACGCCGCCUACGCCCUGCGGCGCUCAGACACACACGGCUCCCUGGAGGUCAACAAACACGGAGACCUGCUGGUCCUCAACACCACACGAUGGGAGCAUCUGAUCUACCAGCUGGGAGGACAUCAGGAGCUGAUUCGCUACGUUGUCAUCAAAGGAAACGUGGUCGUUGAUAAUAGCAAAACUAUGGACUUUUAACCAUGAGAACACUUUUGGUAUUCAUGCUAAGCUAAGAGGUAGCUCCUGAUUAAUACACUGGGAUCAUUUUAGGAAGCAAUAUUGUAAUUCCCUAAAUGUCAAACAGUUUCUUUAUGUUAAUAUUAAGCCUAAAUUCUGUUGUUGUCAAUUAGAUUUCAUUGUGUGUGCUGCUGUAAAAGAAUGUGACUGACAACAAUUAAUCAAUUACUAUCUUAACAUUGUUAACUCCUCUAGAAAACCAAUGUUUUAGAUAAAUGUCCCGUUAACUGUUGAUUAAAAUCUGCCUCUCUAA
Molecule: messenger RNA, 1645 nt
Organism: Anoplopoma fimbria (sablefish)
Lineage: Eukaryota; Metazoa; Chordata; Actinopteri; Perciformes; Anoplopomatidae
Gene: amdhd1
Product: amidohydrolase domain containing 1
Exons: 9
Coding region: 55-1353 (432 amino acids)
Cellular component (GO): cytoplasm
Molecular function (GO): imidazolonepropionase activity
Source: RefSeq, a predicted model, not a curated record